Schizophyllum commune H4-8 is the source of this 276-nucleotide messenger RNA. RefSeq lists its product as uncharacterized. The record is from RefSeq and is a predicted model, not a curated record. The annotation marks the transcript as partial. The transcript has 3 exons. NCBI's taxonomy places the organism in Eukaryota, Fungi, Basidiomycota, Agaricomycetes, Agaricales, Schizophyllaceae.
CUCACAAGUGCCGUCAAUGCCUUGCCGGGCUCGCCCAAUGCCACGACCAUCGGGCAGCCCAAUGGUACGCCACUCAAGAGGCAUCGCUUCCUCAAGCUCGUAGUGGCUUGCAAGUGCCCGCAAUAUCUCCCGGGGAAGCCCAAUGCCACUGUAUACGGGCUCUUCAAUGAUGUCCUCAAGUAUUCGGCAAGUACCACGCUCGCAUUCCCGAUGCAUAGCAAGUGCAUCAAUGUCCUCUCGAGCUGGCCCAAUACCACUGCGUCCGGACAGCUCAAU